AUGGUGCUUCGCUGUGGAGCUCCUUGGUCUCUUGUGUGUGUCCUUGGUCUCUUCACGAAGAUUGGUGCCCUCUGCCGUGAUGCUGCGUGUGAUGCCGUUCCUUCUGCCUCCAGCGCGCUGGUGCAGAGGAAGCUGUUGGUCGCAGGAGAUGCUAGCCAAAUGGAGCUUCGCGAGGCAGAGGGGAACACGGGAGACUGCCAAUCGUGGUGCUCGCCCAACCCCAGCACUUGCACUUUCAACGAAUGUAAGGCGUGUGCUGGUUGUGAUGGUAUGCCCCAUUGUGCAGGCUGGUGCGAGCACAACACGAAGGAUUGGUCUGCGAAGUGCGCCAUGUGGACGUGCCAGGAUUGCGGAGCUUGCAAUUCUUCGCCUUCCUCUCCCAAUGGCUACACUUAUGUGGGAACCGGCUAUUGCGACGGGGGCUACAUCGGUGGAUGGGAUACAGCAGAUGCUGUUGACAUUGAGACAUGUGCACAGAAAUGUUCCUCCGAGCUGAACUGCAAGUUCUUCAGCUUGCAGGUCGGCGCCACGUGUUCUCGCUAUUCAAGUGUUGCUGGAAAUUGCACUACACGCUUCCGGCCGAACCAGUACGUCACCUUCGGUAAAGCACCAGCACGGCCAGGCUAUGUGGCUGGUGAGCCUGGAGCUGCAUGGUCGCCAGAACAUCAAAAGGCCAUCAGAGCUAAAUUGAUCCGUGUCUUUCAGGAAUCGGAUGCUGUGUGUCGGGAAGCAAACAUUGAAGUGCCUGGAGAACGAUGGUCGGGUCUACCCACCAUGGCCAAGUUUCUGCGCUUGGCCUUCCAUGAUUGCAUGAAGUAUGCCGAUGGCACCGGUGGCUGUGAUGGAUGUUUGGAAUGGAAGGGUGUGGGCGGUCGCUACACACGAGACCAGCAUGGAAAGAAGCAACUGAAUGUCAGUGAUGAUGGGCAUCAUAACGGCUUGCGGCCAACAGUGGAGAUAUUGGAGAAGAUCUACACAGACCCAAAUUUUCCACCAAAGGCUCCAGGUCUGUGGCAGUCGCCCAAAGAGAGCGGCUUUUCACGAGCUGAUUUGUGGGCCUUUGCUGGGAUGGUGGCCGUCGAGCAUGGCAUCCACCUGAAUAAUCUGGCAUGUCACAAGCUGGAUUUGGAUGAUGCCCACGGGAUUUUGAGUCAAUGUCAUCCCAGAGUUGGAGAGCCUGAUUGCGAGGUGGCUGCUCCUCGACCCUUCCAUUUUGCUUCCGGUCGUAAGGACUGCGUUCCAGACCCCACGGCGGACCAACCGUAUAAGACCUUCAAGACGGAACUCCAUCCUGACCCGGGUGCGAAUGCGGCUUCUACGCUGGCAUACUUCAAGCGUGACUUUGGCUUCAAUGCCCGCGAGACAGUGGCCAUCCUUGGUGCUCACACCUUGGGUCGGGUCCACAAUACCAUCAGCUUGCAUCAGUACACCUGGAAAACACGCUCGGCGAUGCUGUUCAACAACGGCUACUUCCGCAAUCUGGCAAGCAAAGAAGAUUGGUAUUAUCCAACAGGAAGCUUCCCAAACGGCACAAACAUCAGAACCGCUACUUGUCGAGGUUUUGGCAAUUCGCGUGGUGAGCGGGCACCAGCCAGGUGGAAACCGCAUGCCUUUUAUCACUUGACCAAUGGCGGUCCAGUUCAAUGGCUCCAGGAAAAGAAGGUCUGUCCAUGCUUCGACCCCAGCUGGACACGCCCUGACGAAGGCUGCUGCAACGACGACCCUUUCUCAUGUAAGGCAGGUUGCGAGGAAUACCGCAUCGUGCUGGGUAUGGAUGAGACGAUGCUCAACUCCGACAUGAGUCUCUACAGGCAGUUCUCCACCAACGACGGCAUCCCAGCAGGUUGUCCUGGCCUUGAGGAUUGGAACUCCGAGGCCAUCAAGUCGGAUUGGAGACUGCGAAGCCCGCGCAUUCCAAGUAACGAUGUACACGGCGACUCCUGGGACUCCAGCCAUUGCCCGUUCACCACCAUCGCAGAUCCACCCGGAAGUACUCCCAUGUAUCGAGUGGUGGAAGAAUACGCCGACAGCAAUGAGAAGUUCUUCGCAGACUUCUUCCCUGUACUCGAGAAGAUGCUGAUGAACGGCUACAACGCCUCUGAUCUCGUGGUGACGCCUAUGGCAAGCCAUGCGUGUCCUUACCAAGACCCCCAUGAUUGGCACCGCCACUAUUCAUGCUCCUGA
Messenger RNA from Durusdinium trenchii, 2184 nucleotides. Lineage: Eukaryota; Dinophyceae; Suessiales; Symbiodiniaceae. The record is from the annotation of a GenBank genome assembly.